This is a messenger RNA of Harpegnathos saltator (Jerdon's jumping ant), 1062 nucleotides long. RefSeq names its product zinc finger protein 569-like. Gene Ontology annotation, biological process: regulation of DNA-templated transcription. NCBI's taxonomy places the organism in Eukaryota, Metazoa, Arthropoda, Insecta, Hymenoptera, Formicidae. The record is from RefSeq and is a predicted model, not a curated record. The coding region runs from base 1 to 1062 and encodes 353 amino acids. Gene Ontology annotation, molecular function: RNA polymerase II cis-regulatory region sequence-specific DNA binding; DNA-binding transcription factor activity, RNA polymerase II-specific. The transcript has 3 exons.
AUGACUCACAUAUGUGAAAUUUGCAAGAAAAGCUUCCCUGUGAUUAAAGAGUUGAAACAGCACUUAAAGCAGACUCACAAACGUGGCUUAUACAAGUGCAAAUAUUGCGACUUCACAUCUAACGACAAGCAUGACUUGAAAAGGCACGAGGAACAGAAGCACACGGAUAAUUAUGCAUAUCCGUGCCCGCAUCCUGCCUGUAAUAGAAAGUUCAAAACUCAGAAAUAUCUGGACAAUCACAUAGGAAAUAUUCAUUGUAGAGAGGAAAGCGACCAGCAGAAAUUAUUCAGCCAAAAAAGUAAUUUGAAGGAUCACAUAGGACGGAACCACAUGGACGAUAUCUAUGCGUGUACUGAGACCGGCUGUGAUAAAAAAUUCAGAGCGGUGCGAGAUCGGGAUAAACAUAUACGAGAUGCUCAUAAGAACCAGGAGGAGAAGAAGGAAAGCGGUAGUCCGCAACCGGGACCGUCCUGGAAGAGUGACACUCCCAAGAGCGGCAAACAUUCCAAAAAGAUCAGCAAAAAGAACGUAAGAGCGCCUUACUCAUGCAAUAUCUGCAAAAAAGGUUUUAAUAAGACAGAAGAGUUGAAACAUCAUCUCAGUGCCGAUCAUGGACAAGAUAUGCUCUGCUGCGAAACAUGCGGUUUCACAUGCUGCGGCAAGAAAUUCAAACUCGAGAGGGAUAUGACGAGACACAAAAGGGAGAAUCACUCGAAUAAGCCGUACACGUGCAAAAAAUGUGGUCAUGUAAGUUCUAGUUUGUCAGAGCACCGUGCACACAAGUACAUACACUUAAAAAGAAAGGUAGCCUGUCAAAUCUGUGGGAAGAAGAUAUCCAAUCACGAAUUAUCUGCACAUUUAAAGAGACAUGGUGAGAAGACAUUUGCUUGUUCUACCUGCGGUAAGAAGUUUCAUAGGGGAACACAAUUGCAACGGCACAGGUUAACUCAUUCGCGUCAAAGACCCUAUGCCUGCAACAUUUGCAGCGCGGCGUUUAUGGAGCGACAGGCUUUAGACACUCACAGGAGGGACGAACAUCCCGAUGCAUCUCCAAUCGAAUAG